Messenger RNA from Acanthosepion pharaonis, 621 nucleotides. The record is from the annotation of a GenBank genome assembly. NCBI's taxonomy places the organism in Eukaryota, Metazoa, Mollusca, Cephalopoda, Sepiida, Sepiidae.
AUGUUAUUAUCAUUCUUCUUCUUUCUUUCUUUCUCUCCCCUCCCUCUCCCUCUCUCUCUCUCUCUCUCUCUCUCUCUCUCUCUCUCUCUUAUGACACAGAUUUCGUUUGAGGAAAAAGUGACGUUCUUCAUAAUGGGCGAUUUUAAAAUAACUCUGUGUAAAUACGGAACUGUUUUGGUGCUACUGUCGACGAUAAUAAUACUGCAAAUAGUAUUACUCACUCGAUCCUACACGUCAGAGUUAAGUCCAAUGAGCUCAGAAGAUUUUGUUACAGAUGUACUUUACUCUCCAUUUUUUUUCACUAAGGAAGAACAUGAAAAGUAUAGAAAUUUAACCAAAAUGGAGAGACUUUAUGAUCGGUGCUGUAAAACAAAUACAACCUGGAUAAGCCCUCAAACAAUGAAGGAUGUCUACGGAAUUGAACGAACGUUGGCGCAAUUCCAGGACAAGAAACAGUUUUUUAAGCAUGAUGAAUGCUCAGUGCGGGACCCUGACUGUUCGUGUUUAUGUGCUGUAGAACGUGUUCUGGUCUCUGGCGUUUAUAUAAACAGUGGUAUAAAAGAUAGACAUUCCGUUGGCACUUUUGUAGCUGAUUCCUGCUGUAAAUGUUUACACCAGUAA